CUUGCGCGUGGCCGGGGCCUGAGGGCGCCGCCAUGGAGGGGCCCGGGGAGGCGGAGGGGCCUGGGGAGGCGGCGGGGCCGGUCCUCGUCUCCGUCCCGGUCCCCAUCUCCCCGGCGGACCCGGCCCUUCUCCCGGCCCCGGAGGAGCGGCAGCGGCUGCUGCAGGAGCUGAGCGACCUGGUGGACAGCUGCCAGCGGACGCUGCAGAAGGUGUCCGCCGCCUUGGGAUGGAGCCUCGACGAGGCGGACCCCGGGGACACCGAGGCGGAGGACGGAGAGGGGCUGGAGGAGGAGCAGGAAGACGACGACGACGACGAGGAUGAAGUGGUGGUUUGCCCUUAUGAUUCCAAUCACCAUAUGCCGAAAUCAUCUUUGGCGAAGCACAUGGUCUCCUGCAAGCUGAGGAAACUGGAUUAUUCCAAAGAAGAGGAGGCUGAAAUGUAUGAUUCUACCUUCUUCUAUGAGAAUGCAAAAAUACCUACAAUUAUUCUGGAUAAAAACCUACAGUCCCAGAUAAUUCAACAAGCUAGGAUUUCUACUGGAAAAGAUGCUGACAUUUACAAUCAAAUGGCUUGUUCUCCACUGCCUGUCGAAGUUCCUCAGAACCACAAGCGGUCCAUCUGCGAUCUAACCCAAUCUGAGCGCCUUGCCAUCUACGAUUAUGUCCUCCAAGAGACCAAGAAACAGAGGUCCAGGUCCCACAUUACUGAAAACGACAGUGAUCUUUUUGUAGAUUUGGCUGCUAAAGUCAACCAAGACGAUGGACAAAAGGGUCCCAAGUCCCACCUUGAAAUCCUGGCAGAAAUGAGAGAUUAUAAAAGGCGGCGUCAGUCCUAUAGAGCUAAAAAUGUUCAUAUAACAAAGAAGUCUUACACAGAGGUGAUUCGAGAUGUGAUCGGGGUACACAUGGAAGAACUAAGUAGUCACUGGCAGGAGGAACUGGAAAAAGAAGAGGUGGAUGAAGGAGGUGGUAUUUCUGGUUCAGUAAAGUCUUCAGGAAGAAAGGAAGAAAGGCGGUCAGCUUCAGUGGAUUCACGGCAAUCCUGUGGAAGCUAUAAAGAUGCAGAACGCACGCGACGGAGGAGAGAGCGCACUAGAAGUCCACAUAAACGGAAAAAAAGUAGAGACCGGGAGAGAGACAGGGACUCCAGAAGAAAAAGAGACAGGGAUGAAGACAGAUACCACAGCUAUAAAAGAAGGAAAUAGCCAAGCUAUGGUCAAGAUAGUGGUGCAAUAUUUACACCUGAACAUUUUAAGACACUUUAACCAGUAGUGACUGUGUCCCUGGCUUAUUGGGGGGACCAUGAUGUGCUGGAGUUUUAAUUGCAUUGUCAGUGGGAAGGGACCGUGUCAGCAUUAUACCAGAUGUUCACCUCAUUUUCCAGUAAACAUGAAUAUAAUUUGAACAUUGUGAGCAUAAUGAUAUACACCAUAUUUGUGCUCUCUUCAGCCUGUUAGCACCACCGACUUCAUGUUCCUGAAUUUCUUAGGGUUUUUAUUGGCAAAUUUGCAUCAUUGCCAGCUGUCACCUCACUAAAUAGAACAUAAAAUCACUUCUUCUAUUGAAAUUGAUAUUUUAGCUCUGCCCCUAGGGCAACAACCCCUCCUUACAGGAACUGGGGAUGUGUAGAACAAUUGUCCCUCUGCCUCCAACCAAAGCUGGGUCUUGUCAACAAACCCCUCACCCCAGCUUCCCAAGACCCAGACUCAUGGUUUUCCCCCACUAGUGGACCCCAAAGUUUCCACGUCUUCAUAUGUCCUGUUGCUACUCUUGACCCUUUCCCUUCCCAGUAAGCCUGCAGCUCCUCUGUCAUGUCUGCCUACGAAUUAAUAUCCAUCCCCCUCACCCCCAACCCAUCUGCUACCUGCCCAUAUCUCCAUGGCUCUUGAGUAAAUAACAUGCAUAUAACAUUAGUUUAGAAUAAAUAUGAAACUACCUCA
This is a messenger RNA of Ornithorhynchus anatinus (platypus), 1940 nucleotides long. It is a transcript of the gene SNRNP48, whose product is annotated as small nuclear ribonucleoprotein U11/U12 subunit 48. Gene Ontology annotation, cellular component: cytosol; U12-type spliceosomal complex; nucleoplasm. Bases 33 to 1205 code for a protein of 390 amino acids. The transcript has 9 exons. The record is from RefSeq and is a predicted model, not a curated record. NCBI's taxonomy places the organism in Eukaryota, Metazoa, Chordata, Mammalia, Monotremata, Ornithorhynchidae.